This is a messenger RNA of Gordionus sp. m RMFG-2023, 774 nucleotides long. Its product is annotated as small ribosomal subunit protein uS12m-like. Gene Ontology annotation, molecular function: structural constituent of ribosome. Gene Ontology annotation, cellular component: small ribosomal subunit; ribosome. Gene Ontology annotation, biological process: translation. The transcript is spliced from 2 exons. The record is from RefSeq and is a predicted model, not a curated record. Bases 64 to 588 code for a protein of 174 amino acids. Lineage: Eukaryota; Metazoa; Nematomorpha; Gordioida; Chordodea; Parachordodidae.
AUUUUGUAAACCUGUCGUACAAGAAAAUGUCAAUUAAUUUGAAUUCUUUUGUACAAUUAAUUCAUGUUUUCAGCCACACAAACAAAUAAAAUCGCUAAAACUUUACUAAACAUAAUUUGUAAGGUCAAAUGUGACCCUACGACAGCUUCUCGCAACCUAUGCUUUUCAAAAUAUAUCACCGAUAUCAAAAAAUGUGCCAAAUUUAUGCCCACAAAUCCGUUAUUUCGUUUUCAAGCACGACCCAUGGCCUCUCUAGAAUGGAUGCAUAGGCAUGGACCACCGAUCAAACCUCCUAAACCCUUCAACGAACGCCCUAUGCUGGGGAAACCUUUUCUCAAAGCCAUAGUGAUAAAACCCAUAAUCAAAAAGCCGAAAAAGCCUAAUUCGGCCAAUCGGAAGUGCGUUAAAGUGCGGAUAAUUCAGACUGGCCGGGAAAUUAUAGCCCACGUUCCCGGGGAAGGCCAUAAUCUACAGGAACACAACGUGGUUCUCAUCCGAGGUGGUAGAUUAAAGGAUGUGCCCGGAGUCAAGCACAAAGUUCUCAGAGGGCGUCUCGAUUGUGCCGAGGUUAAGAAAAAGACUCAAUAAAAUUCGACAUUUUUAUUUUUAAUUGUAAUAUAAAUGUGUAUCUAUUUAACGACGAAAGUAUAUUGUAAAUGAAAAAAAAAGUAUAUUAUUCUUUCACGGAAAUGAUACAGUAUUUAAACCAAUCAACUAGUUUUAAAUUAGCGUGAUAAUUAUUUUUAUAGCUUUUAUGUUAGGGUUAGUGGUUGC